AUGGCAACCGCUCUCGACCAUCUCCAGCUCGGCGGCAAGAUCGAAUGGCUGGCGCAGCUUGACACGGCCUACCAGCCGGAGCGCAACCUGCGUCGGACUUCGAUUGUCUGCACCAUCGGCCCGAAAACCAACUCGGUUGAGGCUAUCAACAAGCUUCGCGAGGCUGGCCUUAACGUGGUGCGGAUGAACUUCUCCCACGGCAGCUACGAAUACCACCGUACGUAUCCAGCGCGCAGCGCCGAUCUCAGGUAUGUCGACUACAAGAACAUUACCAAGGUGAUCGAGCCUGGGCGCAUCAUCUACGUGGACGACGGUGUUCUGGCAUUUGAAGUGCUCGAGAUUGUCGACGAGAAGAACAUCAAGGCGCGGGCGCGGAACAACGGCCACAUCUCGUCCCGCAAGGGCGUCAACCUGCCCAACACCGACGUCGACCUGCCGGCGCUGUCAGAGAAGGACAAGAACGACCUCCGGUUUGGUGUCAAGAACAAUGUUGACAUGGUUUUUGCUUCAUUUAUUCGGAGAGGCAAGGACAUCCAGGACAUCCGCGAGGUUCUUGGCGAGCAAGGCCGCCACAUUCAGAUCAUCGCCAAGAUUGAGAACCGCCAGGGUCUUAACAAUUUCCCGGAGAUUCUUGCUGAGACCGAUGGUGUGAUGGUUGCCCGUGGUGACCUGGGUAUCGAGAUUCCUGCCGCUGAGGUGUUUGCCGCCCAGAAGAAGAUCAUUGCCAUGUGCAACAUUGCCGGCAAGCCCGUCAUCUGCGCGACCCAGAUGCUUGAGUCCAUGAUCAAGAACCCCAGACCCACGAGGGCUGAGAUCAGCGAUGUCGGCAAUGCCGUUACUGACGGCGCUGACUGUGUCAUGCUUUCCGGCGAGACGGCCAAGGGCGUCUACCCCAACGAGGCCGUUCGCGAGAUGAGCGAAGCCUGCCUCAAGGCCGAGAACUCGAUCCCGUACGUCAGCCACUUCGAGGAGCUCUGCACGCUCGUCAAGCGGCCGGUUCCGACCGUCGAGUCGUGCGCCAUGGCCGCUGUCCGUGCUUCGCUAGACCUCAACGCCUCCGCCAUCUUUGUGCUCUCCACCUCCGGAGAGUCGGCCCGCCUCAUCUCCAAGUACCGGCCCGUGUGCCCCAUCAUCAUGAUCACCCGCAACCCUUCUUCUUCCCGGUACGCUCACUUGUACCGCGGUGUCUAUCCAUUCCUCUUCCCCGAGGCCAAGCCCGACUUCACCAAGGUCAACUGGCAGGAGGAUGUCGACCGCCGUAUCAAGUGGGGGCUCAGCCACGCCAUCGACCUGAACAUCCUCACCGAGGGCGAAACCGUCGUGGUCGUGCAGGGCUGGAAGGGCGGUAUGGGCAACACGAACACGCUGCGGAUUGUCAAGGCUGAUAGUUCCUUGGCUGUCGCUGCCAUGUCCGAAAAACUGUCAUACCUUCCCCGUUUAGGGUUCGCGCGCAGCGAGGGCCCGAUUCUCCCGUUGCACAACCGAACGAGUCCUCCAAUACGCAAGAAGCCGAGCGAGUACGCCCUGUCCGACCUCUCUCCCCAUCCCGACGAUGCGCUCCUGUCUUCCUCGGCCGACAACGAUCGCAAGGUGUUUUACUCUCCUCGCCGGAGCCCCUCUCCGUCCCCUAGAUACAGCGGCAAGAUGAGCGACACAGGUUCCUCUCGGUCGAAACAGAAGCAGGGUGUCUUGUUCGCGGGGCCCCCGCCCCCGAUCGCCACCUCGCAGAUGUUCUACCGCGACGAAGAGGAUAGAGACUCGUCUCCGCCAGCCCCGCAGCAUCUCGAAGUGUCAUCCUUCGCCCGCAAUAUCAACAGCGUCCUGUUUGACCGUACCCCAUCCUCGCCCAGCCGCGCCCGAAGCAGAGAUUACGACGCCGAGCCAGAUGCCAUCUGGCUAAACCUCCAACGCCGCGAACGUGCCCUACAAAAAGACCUCCAACACCUCCUCGACGCCCAAUCCACCGGCCUCGCCGCCAACCUCGAACCGCACACCACAAACCCCAACACUACCCCCUCCGACACAAACGACGCCGGGCCACGAAGCCUCAGCCCGACCAACACCACACGCACGGCCUCGUCCCGAACAACGACGACGACAACAACAACAAGACACGUCAUGUUCCACGACCAAGUCUCUGCGCCCCGGACCCUCACAUCCUCGGGCACGCUGGUGCCCGCUGGUGAGGACGGCGGGUUACAGGAGUCGCCCGGGGGAACAGAAUUUCUGCGGCUGAGGCCGGAGAGGAGGACGGCGGAGAUGGCGAGGGAUUGGUGGGAGGGAGAGGUGGAGAUACUGGAGAAGAGGAAGGAGGAGGUGGAGAAAGAGAGGGCGGCCCUUGAAGCGGGCGUGGAGGUGUGGACUGGGGCUGUGAAGCUUGUAUCGGACUUUGAGUCUGAUCUUAGGAGGGAGAUGAACGGGGCUGGGAAUACCGUGACGAGCAACCUCAAGGGUAAGGGCAAAGCAGGCGACACGCCCGCGCUGCCAGCACCUGAACAAACGAUGUAUGGGCAGCUGGAUAAGAUGCGGACUGUCAUGGCGGGCCUAGAGGAACGAUUACAGAUUACGGAAGAGAAUGGGUGGAAUCUGCUCAUAUGUGCUAUCGGCGCCGAGCUGGAGGCUUUCCGACAGGCGGAAGGCAUGCUGCGGGAGGCGUUACGCGCUGCGGGUUUCGACGUUGGCGACCCCGACGGAGACCAGGGUGACUCUACGCCACACAUGGGAAGGUCAACAAGUCUAAGAAACUCGAGGCAACGACUGGACGAAACAGACCGUGGUGGCAGCGGCAAGUUGCUCGACCUGCACGACGGGCCUGAUGCCGAGGAGCCCGAAAGCGACAAUGAAGUACCCCCUGACUUGCUCGUCGCCCCGAAUGAUAGGCACGAGUUAAGCCCCGCCCUGAGUCGGGAGAGCAGCAAUGAGGUGCCGCCCGAGUUUUUACGGGAGCACCGUUCUGAUGAGGAAUAUCCUGGGUUUGGGGUUAUGGCUUAG
This is a messenger RNA of Chaetomium fimeti, 2991 nucleotides long. RefSeq names its product pyruvate kinase. Gene Ontology annotation, biological process: glycolytic process. Lineage: Eukaryota; Fungi; Ascomycota; Sordariomycetes; Sordariales; Chaetomiaceae. The transcript has 7 exons. Gene Ontology annotation, cellular component: cytoplasm. Bases 1 to 2991 code for a protein of 996 amino acids. Gene Ontology annotation, molecular function: potassium ion binding; magnesium ion binding; pyruvate kinase activity. The record is from RefSeq and is a predicted model, not a curated record.